This is a messenger RNA of Echinococcus granulosus, 1536 nucleotides long. RefSeq lists its product as hypothetical. NCBI's taxonomy places the organism in Eukaryota, Metazoa, Platyhelminthes, Cestoda, Cyclophyllidea, Taeniidae. The record is from RefSeq and is a predicted model, not a curated record. The coding region runs from base 1 to 1536 and encodes 511 amino acids. The transcript is spliced from 3 exons.
AUGGUACCCCCUUACGCAAACGUCUAUAAAAUUGCAUAUCAUAAUCGAAAACAUCGCAUAACUGCAUUGUGUUCAAUGCGGAUCUUUGCUAUCGUGAUCACCUGUCUCAUAGUCGUCGGCUUCGGUUAUCCAACACAUCCGACAUUUCCGUCAUAUCAGACAGCUGUUCGGCAUUCAAGUGCAAAUACUGGCUACAGGUGUCGAGCUGGCAUCUGCGGUUACAGAUGCUCCAGCCCAUGGUGUCAUGGAUUCGAAAGCGCCCUAUAUCCGCAGAUGGCAAUGCAGGAGAUGUGGGGUAGUGGAGCCCAUGGAAGGCAUGCACACUCUAGAACGAUGACAGAAUUUCUGAUGAAAGCAAGUCCCGAGGAUCUGACAAUGCUCAUUGAGUCAACACCAAACAUUGAUGAGGCAAUCACGACUACUCCACAAAAUAAUCUAACACCCGUGUCUAACAUGGAGAGGAAGGUUACGGAAGGGGUGCUAACAACAGUUGCUACACAUGCGACUUUAUUUACGGACGAGAGGCUUAAAUUAGAUCAAUCGGAAAUACCUUCCACCUCUAAUGUUUGGACGACACCUGACCAGAAGAAUGCGAUUUCUUCAAAUGACCUCAAUGUAUAUACAUCCCCACAGUCAAUCACGACUACUCUGCAAAAGAAUCCAACUCUCGUGGAGAUGAAGUCUACGGAAGUGGCGAGGACAACAAGCACAAGUAAUGCGCCUAUAUAUACGGACAAGGAUCUUGAAUUUGAGCAGUCGGAAAUACCUUCCACGGAUAAUGCGUCGAAGAGACCUAAUGUGGUGGACGAGAUCUCUGGGAGUGAAGUUGAUACAUAUACACCUCCACAGGCAAUCACGACUACUCCGCAAAAUAAUUUAACACCCUUUUUUAGCAUGGUGAUGAAGGUUACGGAAGGGGCACCGACAACAGCUACAACUGAGACACGAGAUCCUGCAGAUAUGAAGUUUGAUUUAAUACGGUCGAAAAUACCCCUCAUUGAUUUGCCACUCAGGUUACAUGAUCCGAGGUAUAGGGUUAAGUUACGUCAGCAUUAUGUACUUUUUAAAAGAGCUGUGGACAAAUUACAUCCGAAUGGGCUAAAAGCCGUUAAUGUAAACCUAACUAUUGCUAAACAAAGCCUCGAUAAAGCACAUUUUAUGCUUGUUGAAAGUCAUCUGGAGAAAGCAAAAGAAUAUACAGGACGUGGUAUAGUUAAUAAGUCGGAAAAGUGUGGACGCAUAUGCAUUGCAAUGACUGUAGGACUUCCGUACGUGAGAGAUAUCGUAACAAGUAUGGACGCGAGACUGCUCCAGCGGAUGAUCACAUAUAUACCCAACAUUGAUGCCAUUUCGUCUAGUGCCAAUCCAGUCAUCAGUCAACUCACAAUGCCAAAUAUGCCCAGAACGAUGCCAAUGGCUGAGAGAUCUGAUGCUAAGAUGUCACAAGCUGAUAGAUGGAUGUGUGAUCGGCCAAACAGUAUGGAUCCUAAGUCCAUGGAAUACUUUAUGUCAACUAUGCUGAAAAUUCCCACUUAA